AUGUUGGCUGGCCCACCCCACGUAGACUGGCGCAUCAAAGUCUUCCUAUCCUUUUUAACCCCUCCAUCUGAUGUGUUACUUAAGUUGUGCUUAGACUAUCUUUAUAAGUAUAGUUUGUGCCUUUUUGCCCGAGUUACACUCUUCCGGUAUAUAUUAUUAUUAUUCACAUUUUUUACUUGUCAAAGUUUUCUUCUUAUUUAUUUCGCUUCUUUCUUUCAUUUGGGGUUGUUUUCGUUCUCUCUCCUUUAUCAAGUUUUAGUUUACUCUUUCUUUGACAAAUUUUAUUCUUCCUUUCUUAGACAAGCUUUGAAUUCUUUCUUUCCUAAACUUUAUUCUCAUCUUAUUUUCUUUUGGGGUUCUUUAGGGGCAAUUUUCUCUCUCUCUCUUUGCCAAGCUUUGCAUUUUCUCUCUCUCUCUCUCUCUCUCUCUUUGCCAAGCUUUGCAUUUUUCUCUCUCUCUCUUUGCCAAGCUUUGCAUUUUUCUCUCUCUCUCUUUGCCAAGCUUUGCAUUUCUCUCUCUCUCUCUCUCUUUGCCAAGCUUUGCAUUUCUCUCUCUCUCUCUCUCUUUGCCAAGCUUUGCAUUUCUCUCUCUCUCUCUGCCAAGCUUUGCAUUUCUUUCUCUCUCUCUUUGCCAAGCUUUGCAUUUCUCUCUCUCUCUCUCUCAAGCUUUGCAUUUCUCUCUCUCUCUCUUUGCCAAGCUUUGCAUUUCUUUCUCUCUCUCUCUGCCAAGCUUUGCAUUUCUUUCUCUCUGCCAAGCUUUGCAUUUCUUUCUCUCUGCCAAGCUUUGCAUUUCUUUCUCUCUGCCAAGCUUUGCAUUUCUUUCUCUCUGCCAAGCUUUGCAUUUCUUUCUCUCUGCCAAGCUUUGCAUUUCUUUCUUUCUCUCUCUCUCUUUGCAAAGCUUUGCAUUUCUUUCUUUCUUAAACUUUUUCCUCAUCUCAUUUUCCUUUAUCGACUAAUUUUUCCGCUCUUUUUUCCUUUUAGCAAUUUUGUUUCUUCUACUUUGACAAUUUACUUUCCUUUUUUUUUGGGUGGGGGCAAUUUUCUUCCUUUGGGGGGAUUCUUUUGCAGGGAGGCAAUUUACUUUUUUUUUUUUGACAUUUUUUUCUUUUUCGUUAUUUUUUUUUUCAUAGGCAAAUUUUAUCGUUUUUCAUAUUUCUUUUGGCAAAUUUUGUCUUCAUUCCCUUUUUCCAUAUUUUUCUUUCUUGCCAACUAUUUCCUUCCUUUUUCUCUGUUUGUUGCAUUUUUCCUUGUAAAUAAUUUUUUCUUUUAUUCCGUCUAUCGUCUUUUCUUCCCUCUUUUACUUUCUUUUAUUCCACAUUUCUUUCAUCUAUUUCUAUUUUAUUUUUCCUUCCGCCCAUUCCUUCACUUGUCUCUACUCGUAUUUUUCCUUCCUCCCAUUCCUUCACUUGUCUCUACUCGUAUUUUUCCUUCCUCCCAUUCCUUCACUUGUCUCUACUCGUAUUUUUCCUUCCUCCCAUUCCUUCACUUGUCUCUACUCGUAUUUUUCCUUCCUCCCAUUCCUUCACUUGUCUCUACUCGUAUUUUCCCUUCCUUCCAUUCCUUCAUUAGCCUAUUCACAUUUUCCUUCCUUCCUUCAUUAGCCUAUUCACAUUUUCCUUCCUUCGUCUAUUCAUAUUUUUCUUUCCUUCCUUCAUUUGUCUUUCUUGAUAUUUUCUUUCCUUCCUUCAUUUUCCUCUAUUCAUAUUUUUCUUUCCUUCCUUUGUCUCUCUCCUUAUAUUACUUUUUUCUCUUCCUAUAUUUGUUAGUUUCUCUCACUGAAUUGUUCUCUUUCAUUUCUUUCUUUUUUAUAUCAGUUUUUUUUUUUUCUCUCGGUUUUCUUUUCUUUCAUUGUUUUCUAUUUGUUUCUCAGUAA
This is a messenger RNA of Acanthosepion pharaonis, 1872 nucleotides long. NCBI's taxonomy places the organism in Eukaryota, Metazoa, Mollusca, Cephalopoda, Sepiida, Sepiidae. The record is from the annotation of a GenBank genome assembly.